UUAACUUCAUCGUCCUCUUACCUCUCUUUGCUUCAGCUGUGAAAUUCACAGCCACCGAAGCAAGAGAAAAAAAAACCCUCAAAACCCCAAAACGCACCGUUUCAUUCCUUCACGUUUUCAUAGUUCUACUAUGCCUUCAUUACCUAUCACAAACGACACCGUUUCAAUGGAAAGCCCUAAAUCAAAAUCAUCAAAAAAGAAAAAGCUUCUCCAAAACGACGUCGUUUCAGAGGUCGAAGCCGUUUCGGCGAAGAAAAAGGAGAGUUCGAAGAAAAGGAAGAAAAGUUCAGAUGAUGAUGAAGAAACGAAGAGUGAUAUAAGCUCUGAAGAAGGUUCUAGAAAAGUGAAGAAGGAGAAAAAGAAGAAGAAAUCGAAGGUUGAAGAUGAAGAAAUUGUUGAAGAAGAAGAGGUUGCUGUGAAGAAAGAUGAUCCGAAUGCAGUUUCGAAUUUUAGGAUUUCGGAACCAUUGAGGAUGAAAUUGAAGGAAAAUAAGAUUGAAGCUUUGUUUCCGAUUCAAGCUAUGACUUUUAAUACCAUUCUUGAUGGGUCUGAUUUGGUUGGUCGUGCUCGUACUGGACAGGGUAAAACUCUUGCAUUUGUGUUGCCCAUAUUAGAGUCAUUGACAAAUGGUCCAGCUAAAUCAGUUAGAAAGACUGGCUAUGGGAGAGUCCCAAGUGUUAUCGUGCUUCUACCUACAAGGGAAUUGGCCAAUCAGGUGUAUGCUGACUUUGAACUUUAUGGUUCAUCCUUGGGAUUGUCUGCUUGCGCUGUAUAUGGUGGAGCCCCAUAUGGCGCUCAGGAGACCAAACUUAGAAGGGGUGUUGAUAUUGUUAUUGGAACACCAGGGCGUAUUAAGGAUCAUAUCGAGAGGGGGAAUAUUGACCUGAGCCACCUGAAGUUCCGUGUCCUUGACGAGGCAGAUGAGAUGUUGAGGAUGGGUUUUGUUGAUGAUGUUGAACUCAUUCUAGGCAAGGUACAAGAUGUUACCAAAGUUCAGACACUUCUUUUCAGUGCUACUUUGCCAAGCUGGGUUAAGCAAAUUUCUACGAAAUUUCUGAAAUCAGAUAAGAAAACUGCAGAUCUUGUUGGAAAUGAGAAAAUGAAAGCCAGCACCAAUGUUAGGCAUAUUAUCCUUCCAUGUAGUAGUACUGCCAGGGCACAGCUUAUCCCUGAUAUUAUUCGCUGUUAUAGCAGUGGAGGCCGGACAAUUAUAUUUGCGGAGAAAAAGGAGUCUGCUUCUGAGCUUGCUGGAUUGUUGCCUGGAGCAAGAGCUCUCCAUGGUGACAUACAGCAGUCACAACGUGAGAUUACGUUGAAAGGCUUUAGAUCUGGGAAAUUCAUGACAUUGGUGGCCACCAAUGUUGCGGCCAGAGGUCUUGACAUCAAUGAUGUUCAGUUGAUUAUCCAGUGUGAGCCUCCGCGGGAUGUAGAAGCAUAUAUACAUCGAUCUGGGCGGACAGGAAGAGCUGGCAACACUGGAGUUGCUGUGAUGCUUUAUGAUCCCAGAAGGUCGAAUAUAGCUAAAAUAGAAAGAGAAGCAGGUAUUAAAUUUGAACAUGUAUCUGCUCCUCAGCCUGAUGAAAUUGCCAAAGCAAUGGGUGGGGAUGCUGCUGAAAUGAUUACCGAUGUGUCUGACAGUGUGAUUCCUGCAUUCAAAUCUGCUGCUGAGCAACUUCUGAACAACUCUGGUUUAUCAGCUGUUGAGUUACUCGCAAAAGCUCUUGCAAAGGCGGUUGGUUAUACUGAGGUAAAGAACAGAUCCCUACUGACUUCGAUGGAGGGUUAUGUUACAUUAAUUCUUGAGGGAGGAAAGCCUAUGUUCACCCCAUCCUUUGCAUUUGGAACCUUGAGGAGAUUCGUACCUGAGGAUAAGGUCGAUGCAGUGCAAGGUCUUGCUCUUACUGCAGAUGGACUGGGUGCUGUUUUUGAUGUACCUGCCAAGGACUUGGAUAUAUUUCUCUCAAGUCAAAAGAAUGCCGUUAAUGUAAGCCUGAAGGUUGCUAAAGAAUUGCCUAGUUUGCAACAAAGAGAGGAAUCAAGUGGGCGCAGAUUUGGCGGUGGUCGUGGAUUUUCAGGUGGAAGAGGCGGAGGAGGUUAUAGGUUUGGCGGAAGAGGUGGUGGUGGUGGUGGUGGAAGAGGUUACGGUGGAGGCAGAGGAGGGGGAAACAGAUGGUAAGAAGGAAAGUUGCAUACACAUAGAUGCUGAGCACUGAAGUUUAGUGUUGUGUUGUUGUAACACCUUACCACAUUGAUGCACAAGAAUACCCUUAGGAAUGUUUGACCAUAUCCAACCCCCUUACAAUUUUGAUGACUGUUUGAACAUUGAACUCUUUAUACGAGGGUAUAUUUUUUCCCUCUAUUAUUAUUUAUCAUUUAUGUUAUGUGUUAUCUCAUCAAUUUGAAUUUUUACUGGAACUUGUAAGAAUUAGGUUGCUGCUUUUUUAGAAAGGAUUUUUGAGUGUAUUGAUGACAAUGGAGAAGAUAUAUAUUCUAUCAUUUAUAAUUUUCUGAA
Molecule: messenger RNA, 2512 nt
Organism: Medicago truncatula (barrel medic)
Lineage: Eukaryota; Viridiplantae; Streptophyta; Magnoliopsida; Fabales; Fabaceae
Product: DEAD-box ATP-dependent RNA helicase 7
Exons: 14
Coding region: 131-2176 (681 amino acids)
Molecular function (GO): RNA helicase activity; ATP binding; RNA binding
Source: RefSeq, a predicted model, not a curated record